GCUUACAUUUGAUAAGCGGCAGUCGUUUGAAAGCAACUUUCGAAAGAACAAAUGAAAUGUUGAAGCUGAAGCACGAACCCAUCGCGUUUGUUGUUGAUCGCACAUAUAUUUUCGAUGGCAGCCAACACAUCAUUUAAGCCAUUGCUUUUUGUUGUUGUUCGUCUUUGUCUUCCACGGCCUUCUUUUUUGAGCUCCUCGUUUGACGCCUCUUUGUCUCGCCUCGUAAACUGUAUAUAGAUAAUGAACAAAAGAAAAGCAACGGUGACUUCGCUCUUUCCCCCUCCACAACUUUGCGCAAACUGUUGACGUGGUCGUUCACCUCUUCUGUUCCCCGUUCUAAGUAAGCUGACACUGCGUCGUUUGUAGCUCUCUCUCCUUCUCUGUAUUCUUCACCCACUUAAUUGCCUGCAUAUAUCUGCCUGAUAACUGUCAGUAAACGGCAGUGGCAUACCUCUAAUUUUCCUUUCUGUUUCGCAUUUUUGCCAUCUCGGUUGUUCUGACGCGUGUUGUGUAUCAGCUGCUUUUCUCCACAGCGUGUACUCGCUUCGUUCUUCAAAGAAGAGCGUCCUCCAAAGCAGCGCGCAACCGAGCAAAGAAGCAGCCAAAAGAAAUCAAAAAUGGAGAAAGAUGCCGACGCUUUUGGCGUCGCCUCCCGUGCAAGCAAUGGCUACGUGAAGCUGUCGGACAUGAUCGGACACAAACGUGUGGACGUCCUCACGAAGGAGCACCACGGCCCUGGCGGCCUCCUCGCCGAGCUCGGCGUGCGGGGCAGCCCGUUGGGCACCUCCGUAGACCUCAACUCGCCUGAGCAGCGCCGCGCCGCACUGCAGCGACGUGAGGUGGGCAUCCUCGUGAAUUCCGCCCUCAGUCGGCAGGUGCGGUACGGCGUCAACGUGCUACCCGAGCCGCCACGGGAGACUAUCUUUCAGUUUAUCCGAGAGUCGAUCCAGGACGACCGCGUCGUGCAGAUUUUGUUGGGAGCGGCAGUAGUGUCGAUGGUGCUUGGCAUGACCACACCGGACUUCCGCACGGGAGAGGUAGACCUGUCGACGGGCUGGAUCGAGGGGGCGGCGAUCUUCGCCUCCGUCUUCAUCGUCACGGCGGUGAACGCGGUGAACAACUACCGCAAACAGGAACAGUUUGCGGCGGUGAUGCGCGCAGAGGACGCGGCGCGGCGGCCUAUCACGACGUGGCGCUACGUCCCGCUGCACACCAGCCCCAGCAGCGAUGGUCUGGCCUGCGUGGCGAUGGAGCUGCCGAGCUCGGAGAUUGUAGUGGGCGACGUUGUGCAGGUCAGCUCCGGUAUGCAGCUGACGUUUGAUGCCGUCCUGUUGGAGAGCUUUGGCCCUAUCAUUACCGAUGAAAGCAGCGUGACCGGCGAAAACGAUGAUGUGUUGAAGCAGGUGCUGACAGAUCCCUUCCUCAUUAGCGGAUCGUCGGUGCUGGAUGGUUCGGCGGAAGGCAUGGCGCUGGUGUGUGCCGUCGGGUCGAACUCCUUCUCCGGCGAAAUUGCCAUGUCGAUUCAAACUACCGAAAAGACGAAUACGCCGCUGCAGGACCAGUUGGAGGUGAUGGCGGACGUCAUCGGCAAGUUUGGUGUAGCCGCGGCCGUGGUCACUUUCGUUUCGCUGCUUGUGAAGGAGCUCUUCAUGUACUUUGCCUACGGAACCCAACUGUACGCGAUGCGGUUCUUUGAGAACUUAACGACGGCGAUUGCGAUCGUGGUCGUGGCGGUGCCGGAGGGGCUGCCGCUGUCGGUGACGAUCUCCUUGGCGUACAGCAUGCGGCUGAUGUUGAAGGACGGCAACCUCGUGCGUCACCUCGCCGCGUGCGAGACAAUGGGCGGUGCGACCGUGCUCUGCACCGACAAGACCGGCACCCUCACCGCCCCGACGAUGCGGGUCAAACAGGUGUUCCUGGCGGCGGUCACCUACGCCAGGGACUGCGCCGGCGAGGAGAGCAGCGCCGCUUUCGCGGUGGACAGCCGUGGUGUGCCGCGACCGCAGCCACACCCUCACGCAUCGCGGUUGCUACCCGUAGGUCUGCACAGGGAUGCGGCGGCGGUCUUUGGAGGGAAUAAGGCCACGAACGGUGCCAGACCCAGCAUCGUGGUGCCCCUGCCUGCGUCCACCGUGCAGCUGCUCCUGGACUGUAUUGCCGCCAACGCCAUUGAUCCGGAGGUGGGCAAGGCCACCAACAAGACGAGCGAGGCGCUGCUGCAGCUGUGUCACAUGCUGAGCUGCACAAGCGACGCCGCCACGGCGCAGGAGUUGCAAUCCUUCUGCCACACGCGAGAUCGCAUGUUGGCGGUGCUGCAGGACCCCAGUCGCUGCCGUCGGCAUCUCUUCAGCUCGCAUAGUAAGAUGAGCCUGUGUAUGCUGCGGCUGGCCACGCCGAACGCCAGUGGUAGCAGCACCGGCGGCGGUCGCACACGCCUCUACACGACGGGUGCCGCCGAGGUGAUCUUGGCUCGCUGCACCUUGUACGUCAACGAUCACGGCAACCCCGUCCCGCUGACCGCGGAAAUGCACGCGUGCUACGAGCGCACCAUGACCCAGUACGCCGAGUCGGGGCUGCGGGCGGUGUGCUGCGCCUACCGCGACGUGCAGGGACAUGCGGAGUCAGCCUUGUGGAACCCGCCGCAGGUGCAGCAGCGUAGCGGGACUGCCGCCCCCUGCGACGGCGACUUUUGCAUGAUUGGCAUGGUGGGGUUGGAGGAGGAUGUACGGCCGGAGGUGCCCGGUGCGAUGGCGCAAUGCGUUGGCGCGGGGCUGCGCGUCAUCAUGAUCACGGGUGACGCCACGCUCACGGCGAUCAACAUUGCCCGUCGCUGUGGGCUGCUGCGGCACUCCGGUAGUCCGACGUCCGUCACCGCCACGUCGCCGACGAUGAGUUGGAGCCACUACCACCGCACGCCGAGCCCGACAGGCCUGUCCACCGCGGUCGGACUCCUCCCCGCCGCCUUCGUCGACGCCAACACGAACCCAGUCGACAGCAACAGCGACGCCGCCGUCUUUGUGAAUGCGUCCCCGCUCGGCUACGGCGACGGUGGCAGUGGCAACCCCGCGGGGGUUUUAGCCUCCGACGGCGCCUUUGGCCGCACCGCCUGGGCCGUGCAGAGCCCCCCGCCCCACGCGUCGCCGCAGCAGCUUCUGGACGGCGGCUUCGCCCUCGACGGCCCCACUUUUCGUCAGCUGAGUGACGCAGAGCUGCUGGAGCGGCACAUUCCCCACAUCCGCGUGCUGGCGCGGGCGACGCCGAUGGACAAGAAGCGCCUGCUGCACCUGCUGCGGCAGCUUGACUCGAACGCCGUCAUCGCCAUGACCGGCGACGGCACAAACGACGCCCCUGCGCUGAAGCUGAGUGACGUGGGCUUCGCGAUGAACGGCGGCAGCGAUGUAGCGAAAAGAGCCUCCGACAUCGUGCUCCUGAGCGACAACUUCAUCGGCAUGGUGAAGGCCACCAUGUGGGGCCGAAACGUGAAGGACAACAUCCGCAAGUUUUUGCAGUUCCAGCUGACGGUGAACUUUGCGGCCUGCAUCGUGUCUUUCUGCGGCGCCAUCCUGAGUGAGCAGAAUAUGUCGCCGCUGAAGCCGGUGCAGCUCCUAUGGCUGAACUUGAUCAUGGAUACGCUGGCCGCGCUGGCCCUCGCAACGGAGCUUCCCUGCGAGGCGAUGCUGCUCUCUCGCCCACCCGAGCCAAAGGACACCCCGAUCAUCGUGCCAAGCAUGUGGUUCCAAGUCGGCUUCCAAAGCACCUUUCAGCUUGUGUCUCAGCUGUUCUUGCUGAGCUGGGGAAAGUCGUUGGUGAGCCGCGAGUCCCAUGGACGUUCCACGUCCACCACCGUCACCACCGCCGCCGGUGCGGUCGUGUCCGGUGAGGUUGCCUUCAACGAAGCGCACAUCUGCUUCGUGUUCAACACUUUCGUCUGGAUGCAGAUCUUCAACUUCUUCAACGCGCGUCUGCUGCACCGCAACGAGGGCUUCUUUGCGAACUGGGCCGACAGCUCCGUGUUGCUCAUCAUCGUGAGCGUCAUUGUCGUUCUCCAGGUCGCGAUUGUGGAGUUUGGCGGCAAGAUCAUGUCCACUGUCCCCCUCACGGCCCACGAGUGGUUCUGGUCCGUCUGCAUCGCAAGCAUUACGCUGCCGGUUGGCGCGCUGGCGCGGGUGCUCUACGCGCGCUACUCCAGCCGCAACUCAAUCUGCGACGGCUGCUCCCGGGGCUUGAUAAGCCGGUUGGGGUAUCACCUGCCGGACAGCAAAUACAAGGGGACGUAA
This is a messenger RNA of Leptomonas pyrrhocoris, 4277 nucleotides long. Its product is annotated as putative calcium-transporting ATPase. The coding region runs from base 618 to 4277 and encodes 1219 amino acids. The transcript has a single exon. Gene Ontology annotation, cellular component: membrane; intracellular membrane-bounded organelle. Gene Ontology annotation, molecular function: ATP hydrolysis activity; P-type calcium transporter activity; ATP binding. The record is from RefSeq and is a predicted model, not a curated record. Lineage: Eukaryota; Euglenozoa; Kinetoplastea; Trypanosomatida; Trypanosomatidae.